AUGAGGCUAGAGGCCGCAGCCAGGAUGGAUCUGUUCAGGAAGCUGUGGAAGGCGAGGAAGCUGAUCGUUGUGGUGUUCAUCCCGCUGUCCCUGCUUCCCCUACCGCUCAUCCACCCCACCAGCGAGGCAUGUUGUGCGUACGUGCUGAUGGUGACAGCAGUCUACUGGGUGUCUGAGGCCGUUCCCCUGGGUGCUGCUGCCCUGGUACCUGCGUUCCUCUAUCCACUAUUUGGAGUGCUCAAGUCCAGCGAGGUGGCAGCGGAGUAUUGUAAAGACACCACCCUGCUGCUGAUGGGAGUCAUCUGCCUGGCCGCCUCCAUAGAGAAGUGGAACCUCCACAAACGCAUCGCCCUGCGCAUGGUGAUGAUCGCGGGGGCCAAGCCUGGAAUGCUGGUGCUGGGCUUCAUGUGCUGCACAGUGUUUCUGUCCAUGUGGCUCAGCAACACGUCCACCACAGCCAUGGUGAUGCCCAUAGCCGAGGCCGUCCUGCAGCAGCUGAUCUGCACCGGCCUGGCCGACAGCCACAACGACUCUGAAACCGCUGAGGCCACCGAGGAUGAGGCCGCUGUUUCAGAUAAAGAGGAGAACCUGGACAAGAACCAGUUAGAGCUGCUCUAUCGCAACAACAGCAACGACUGCAGGAAACAAGAGCUCUCUACCCUAAGUGAGGUUCAGCCUGUGGAGCCCAAUGGUUUGGGUUUAAGUCCAAUCUCCAGCCACACCAAUGGACACCUGCCUCAGGUUGCGAUCGAAAUCCCAAACGUGAAGCGGGUGAAGGCCAGGAGAGACUCCCAGUACCCCACCAAGAGGGACCACAUGAUCUGCAAAUGCCUGUCGCUCAGCAUCACCUACGCCGCCACAAUCGGCGGCCUCAUCACCAUCACCGGCACGUCGACCAACCUCAUCUUUGCUGAGCAGUUCAACACUCGUUAUCCAGACGCAAAGGUGAUCAAUUUCGGCACGUGGUUCAUCUUCAGCUUCCCCAUCGCCAUCAUCAUGCUGGUCCUCACCUGGCUCUGGCUGCACUUCCUCUUCCUCGGCUGCAACUUCAGGGAAACGUGCUCGUUAAGUAAGAAACGCAAAACCAGGAGGGAGAUGAUGUCAGAGAAGAGGAUUCAUGAGGAGUACACAAAGCUGGGACCCAUCAGCUACCCAGAGGUGGUGACCGGCGUUUUCUUCAUCCUGAUGACUCUGCUGUGGUUCACCAGAGAGCCUGGUUUCGUACCCGGCUGGACGUCUCUUUUUGAGAAGAAAGGCUACAGGACCGAUGCGACAGUCUCAGUGCUUCUGGGCUUCCUGCUCUUCCUCAUACCUGCCAGGCGACCCUUCUCUUCCUCAUCCUCCUCCAGCUAUAGAAACACAGAUGACGAUGACCCUCUGGCCCCCAUGAUCAACUGGAAGGACUUCCAGAGACUGAUGCCAUGGGAGAUCGUCAUCCUGGUGGGAGGAGGCUACGCACUGGCAGCUGGUUGUAAGGUGUCAGGCCUGUCAGUGUGGAUCGGCAGACAGCUGGAGCCCAUGAGCGGUCUUCCUCCCUGGGCCGUCACCCUGCUGGCCUGCCUGCUGGUGUCGGCAGUCACGGAGUUCGCCUCCAACCCGGCAACCCUCACCGUCUUCCUGCCCAUCCUGUCAGCGCUGUCAGAGACGCUGCAGAUCAACCCCCUCCACACUUUGAUCCCGUCCACCAUGUGCGUGUCAUUCGGGGUCAUGCUUCCAGUGGGGAACCCCCCCAACGCCAUUGUCUUCAGUUACGGCCACGUGCAGAUCAGCGACAUGGUGAAAGCAGGCUUCGGGGUGAACCUGAUCGGCGUGGCGGUGGUGAUGUUGGCCAUCACCACGUGGGGGGUUCCCCUCUUCAACCUGACUGAGUUCCCAGCCUGGGCGGUGGCCAGGAACGUCACCGGGAUCUUAUAACCACCGCUGGGUGGAUGAGAGGGGAUGAAUCGGUGAAAGACGGAGAGAGAGACGGGGCAGUGUUUCUGCGAGGAAAGACAGCAAGAACAUGACACGUGUUAAGAGGACAGCCUUGAGUAAAUCCGUCUCUUAGGCGGAGUGAACUUGACCCGGGGAAGGAGGAUGGAUUGACGGAGGAGAAGAAGAAGAAGAGGAGAGCGAAAAGCUAUUACCUGUUGCUUACAUGUAAUAAUUAGAGUUAUAUAUUUUUUGGCCUUAAGGGGGCGUUACAAGGAACAUAGACUGCCUUUUUAUUAAGUGGCCACUGUGUGGAGCUCCGAUCUCCAGCAGAAACUUGUUUUUUUUUUUUUUUAAACCUCCGUCAAUGAAGUUUGACGGAGAUCCUGUUUUUCACCGAAUCACUGAAGAAAUUACUAAUAAGCUACACACAUAUUUUUGAUCAAGAGCUGAUAUAUAUAUUUUUUUUUUUUUGAAUGAUUUUAGAAACAAUGAUAAGUUUUAAGAGGCUGCCUGGAAAGUCUUAUCAGAGCCACAUCAUGCCUUUUGUAAUCAACUACAUGGCCACUGUAAAAGCUCCUUUUCACUACGUGCCUGCUGAACUGCUGCUGCACCCGUAUUGUACUGGUGGCCUGGUGAGAGGUUUGCUUAGGGGAUUUUAAAUGUAAUUUGGAUGUAUGCUGUCCAGUGUAAAAGACAGAGCCGACCGAUCUAUUAAAGCAAGAUAUAGUGCUUGAAAGGGGCUUCUACUGUGGCUAUUAAUGUAUUGUAUACACGGAGCUAUGUAUCCAGUGUCUGUUUUUAAGAGCAUAGAUAGAAAAGGAUUUAUACUAAGAGAAGUUUAGUUACAAAUUGAAAAGUGCAUACAUUAUCCAUGGAUGUUCUUUGCUGCUAUCUGCAUUGCUUUACAAAUCUAGGCCUCUUAAUGUUUGCCUGAUGUCUUUACCAAAGUUGCUCGAGCUGAUUUUUUUUAUUCCCCCAUCAUACUUUGAUCAUUUAGUGCCUUGCAGGACCACGAGUGCCUUCCCCACAGUAUCGCCCACACUUUUAGCCUGCCUGCCCGACCCUGACAGUGUACCUGUGCAGCAGCGUGGUUCACCACAAAUUCUACAGUGCAGUAGAACGCUUUUUACUGUCCUUUUUUCUCAGACAUCUUCUGGUGCUUAAGAAUGUAAACUGUACUGUAUUUAGGGUACAGGAAGUCAGAGUAUUUUAUGCUGACUUGAUUUCUCUGCCUUCCUCUAUUUGCAGCAUUUCCUGACUGUACCUGCGGUAUGAAAGGCUUGUAGACUUAAGAGAUUAGGAACUCCUGCCAUUUUUCUGUGUAUUAGAAACAAGGCCCCUUAACUGAGCUCCCCAUAAAGGUGCACAUGUGAGAAUUGGCCUCCUCUCAAAUUCAUAUGGAUAGGGUGCAAAUGCUGCUAUCUGUAGAUGCUGUUAGCUAGUUAGCACAGCUCAUCUUGCAGCUCGCUGUCUGGACUGGGAGCUGGAAGUGGUAUUAUGUGAAAGGACAGGCUGGGGCUAUCUGGUUAGCAGGCUUUAUUUAGUUGAUGUCUCUGUUAGACAAUACAUAGAUGUUUUAUAAGAUGUCAAAACUUCUAUUUCUUUACAUUCUAUUGACAAUUUUAGUUGACAUUUACAGGUUUAGGUGAUCUUUUUAACUGCAUUCCUUCAUUUUCUUGACAUAUUGCACCUUUAAAGGUGCACUAUGGUCUCAAUUUGGCUAUGUGGUCCUAUAUUCUUGAAAUGAAGGACUUCUACAUGUGCAGUUUGCCCUCUAAUUACAAGCCUGUUUUGCUCUAAUGUCUACAAAUGCAAACAUAAACAUGAUAUGUAAUACAUGUAAAAGUAAUGUUGCCUAUUCCUGAGCUCUGUCUCUUUUUUUUGUUUAUAGGCCUGUAAAAGUUUGGAUAGUGCACCUUUAAUCAUUUCAUGUCUUCAGUCUGUUAAGAACUUCCGAACCAAAUUCUAAACUGAAGAAAUCUUGGAAAAGUUUACCAGCUGAGGUAAAGAGUUAACUUAAGCCUUAACUUAAACAUUUUAAUGGAUCCAUAGCUACAGUGAUCAUCGCAAAGAAAAUGUACUUCUAUUAAAAUUGUGACAUCACCAUGUCAAGCAACAGGAUGACCAUAUUUGGUCUCUAUUUGUUGUCACCUGGGAGGUGAGAGUUUUUUCCUGGCAUGUGAACGCAGAAAGAUUUGGGAGUCUUUGUUGAACGCAGCAUCCAAAGCCUUUAAGGACGAGAGACAGAGUGAGGUAGCGCAGGGUUGUAUGGUACAGUAGUUUGUUCAAUCAGCUGUCAAAUCACAUUAACUGUUGUCAGGUGGUGGAGAGGUUUAUGUAACAUUCACUGUACUGUGCAAAAAUAUAAGAUGUGCUUUAUAUUUUUACACAUUUUAAAUGUAAUUUGUGACUUUUUUUUUUUAUAUCAUUGCACCUUAAGUGUAGGUCUUAGUGUAGGCAGAAUCAAAAAGCCUACACUUUUAUUUUGUAAUUUAUUCAGUUCUGCUGAAGGUCUCCUACAUCAUACACUGAUGGUGUUGCAGCAGUGACCUUUGACCCAAGGGCCACACACUUUGUAAAUACAUACAGAUUUGUAAUAUAAUGUGCCUUUACCUUUUUCCAAAUGAGUGUAAUAUUCCUAAAUUAUGUGUUAUUCUUUGAU
Messenger RNA from Acanthopagrus latus (yellowfin seabream), 4576 nucleotides. It is a transcript of the gene slc13a4, whose product is annotated as solute carrier family 13 member 4. Gene Ontology annotation, cellular component: membrane. The record is from RefSeq and is a predicted model, not a curated record. The transcript is spliced from 16 exons. Gene Ontology annotation, molecular function: transmembrane transporter activity. NCBI's taxonomy places the organism in Eukaryota, Metazoa, Chordata, Actinopteri, Spariformes, Sparidae. Gene Ontology annotation, biological process: monoatomic anion transmembrane transport. Bases 1 to 1914 code for a protein of 637 amino acids.